UCGCGCUCCCAGGAGACGAUAGAUGCGCGAGCUGCACUUUUCUACUGUGUUGGAGCACUUCGCACUUCUCGAGCUCAGUCCGAGCGUCAAGUGAACGCCGUGCGGAAAACGCAGUGGGACUUGAACCGAGGACAAGUUAUCAAAGGAGCCUGUAGUAUUGAUUGCAGCAGCCUGCACCUGGAUAAGCCCCAUCAUCAGCACGCGGAGAAGCGCACGAGAGAAGAAAGUGUGUUGACUGGAAGCACGCUGCUGUUCUUGAAGGAAGGCAAUAUGAUGGUGAAGCAGCAUAUGCUGUUUACCCUGUACAGCAUCUGUGGGAUCGUCCUUAAAGAUAUUCCUGCCGUUUCAGUGGCGGCCACGAAAAACAAAGUGAGAGGAGCUCAAGGUCAGUUCCCCAUCGUCCAGAACAUGACUGUGACAGAAGGAGGGAUAGCCAACCUGACCUGUCGUGUGGAACACAAUGACAACACCUCCCUCCAGUGGUCAAACCCAGCACAGCAGACGCUCUUCUUUGGGGACAAGAAAGCACUGAGGGAUAACCGGAUUGAGCUGGUCCGCGCCACGUCUCAGGAGUUGACGAUCAGCAUCAGUGAGGUCACACUGGCAGACGAGGGCCUGUACACCUGCUCCCUCUUCACCAUGCCUGUCAAAACAGCCAAGGCCUUCCUCACCGUCCUCGGUGUGCCUAAAAAACCACAGAUUAAGGGACUCACCAAGCCUGCAAUGGAGGGUGAUCACAUCAAUCUGACCUGUAUGACCUCUGGCAGCAAACCUGCGGCUGAUGUCCGAUGGUUCAGGAAUGAGAAGGAGAUCAAAGGUGCCAAAGAGGUGAAUGCCAGUGGCAAGACGUUCACCGUGAAGAGUUCCCUGAGGCUCCAGGUGGAUCGGAAUGAUGAUGGUGUGGCCUACACUUGUCGAGUGGACCAUGUGGCCCUGAUCGCCACCCCACAGCAGACCACUGAGGUGUUGGAGGUCCAUUAUGCUCCACGUGUUGAGAUCAAACACUCUUUACCCAUCCCACAGGAGGGGCAGUACCUUAAACUGGAAUGUGUAUCUAAAGGAAACCCCUCUCCAGACCCAGUGCUUUGGACCAAAGAUGGCAGAGAACUACCAGACAUGGACCGCAUGAUUGUUGAAGGAAGAGAGCUCACCUUCAUGUCAUUGAACAAAACAGACAACGGCACCUACCGCUGCGAAGCCACCAAUCACCUGGGCACCAAUCACGCUGAAUAUGUGCUGUUUGUUUAUGAUGCCCCCACCACACUGUCACCAUCCACAACUCCCCCUGCACCCACCCUCCCAGACACUACAGGUCCCUUAGACUCCAAGAACCUCAAUCCUGCUGUCACCGAUCCUAAUGCCCUGGAGCAACGUGGGCCAGAUCACGCUCUCAUUGGCGGAGUAGUUGCUGUUGUCGUUUUUGUUACAUUGUGCUUAAUUAUUGUAUUGGGACGCUAUUUGGCACGGCAUAAAGGCACGUAUUUGACAAACGAGGCCAAAGGAGCGGACGACGCCCCAGACGCAGACACAGCCAUCAUCAAUGCCGACGGCAACCAUGCACACGCAGAAGAGAAGAAAGAGUAUUUCAUUUAGACUGCAAGUGGCACUCCGCACCCCUCUUGUUCUUCUCUCAUUCCUCCCCUCCUUCCUCUAUGUGGGAAGUCCUUCAGAGAGCAAAGGAAGCUUCUUUUCACACUUUUAUGUUACUUUGUUGUUUUUUUUAAUU
This is a messenger RNA of Myxocyprinus asiaticus (Chinese sucker), 1726 nucleotides long. RefSeq names its product cell adhesion molecule 2-like. The coding region runs from base 271 to 1593 and encodes 440 amino acids. The record is from RefSeq and is a predicted model, not a curated record. NCBI's taxonomy places the organism in Eukaryota, Metazoa, Chordata, Actinopteri, Cypriniformes, Catostomidae. The transcript has 12 exons.